GCCAUUUCAGGGUGAAAGAGCAGUUUUGUGAGGACGAGGCGACAUAUUACCUUUAAUUAUUUCCGCAAUAUUCAUACCUUUUAGUUGUCUCCGACUGUCUAAACAUUGUAGGAAUAAUACAGUAAUACCGAGUUUUUACCUGCCUAGCCCCUAGUGAGAGACGUUUGGGUGUAGGUUAAGUUAGGUGAUUGUGUAGAGUGUAGAACGCGACGACGCCGGUCUUCCGCAGAAAACGCCGAAUUGACUACUCGCCACAGACACACGCGGUGUGGGAACGAGCUGAUCGCUGGGCAACUGGUUUCCAUACACUCGAAAGGGAAGAGCAACUGUGAUAAGAAAGUGAAAUAAAACCUUUGCCAAAGGACCAAUGGCGAGCUCCGUGGGAAACGUGGCCGACAGCACAGAACCGACAAAACGUUUGCUUUCCUUCCAAGGGCUGGCAGACCUGGCACACAGGGAGUACCAGUCAGGUGACUUUGAGGCUGCUGAGCGCCACUGCAUGCAGCUGUGGAGGCAGGAGCCUGACAACACGGGUGUAUUGCUGCUGCUCUCCUCCAUCCAUUUCCAGUGCCGGCGGCUUGACAGGUCGGCUCACUUCAGUACCUUGGCCAUCAAGCAGAACCCUAUGCUGGCUGAGGCGUACUCCAACCUGGGUAACGUCUAUAAAGAGCGCGGACAGUUGCAGGAGGCCAUCGAGCACUACCGACAUGCACUUCGGCUGAAGCCAGACUUCAUCGAUGGCUACAUCAACUUGGCUGCGGCGUUGGUGGCUGCUGGGGACAUGGAAGGGGCUGUGCAGGCCUAUGUGUCUGCCCUGCAGUACAACCCUGAUCUCUAUUGUGUCCGCAGUGAUCUGGGGAACUUGUUAAAAGCACUUGGGCGUCUGGAAGAAGCUAAGGCCUGUUACCUGAAAGCAAUUGAGACUCAGCCAAACUUUGCGGUGGCUUGGAGCAACCUGGGAUGUGUGUUCAAUGCCCAGGGAGAGAUUUGGUUGGCGAUACACCAUUUUGAAAAGGCUGUGACUUUGGACCCAAACUUCUUGGAUGCCUAUAUCAAUUUGGGAAAUGUUCUUAAAGAAGCACGUAUCUUUGACAGGGCUGUUGCAGGCUACCUCCGUGCGCUGAGCUUGAGUCCCAACCAUGCUGUUGUCCAUGGAAAUCUAGCUUGUGUUUAUUAUGAGCAAGGCCUGAUUGACCUCGCCAUUGAUACAUACCGGCGUGCAAUUGAACUGCAGCCCCACUUUCCUGAUGCCUAUUGCAACCUGGCCAAUGCAUUGAAGGAGAAAGGCAAUGUAUCUGAGGCAGAGGAAUGCUACAAUACUGCACUGCGGCUAUGUCCCACACAUGCAGACUCCCUCAAUAACCUGGCCAAUAUCAAACGUGAACAGGGUAAUAUCGAAGAGGCUAUCCAGCUCUACAGGAAAGCUCUGGAGGUGUUUCCAGAGUUUGCGGCAGCCCACUCGAACCUGGCCAGUGUGCUGCAGCAGCAGGGGAAACUCCAGGAGGCCCUCAUGCACUACAAGGAGGCCAUCAGGAUCAGCCCGACAUUUGCUGACGCCUACUCCAACAUGGGGAAUACUUUGAAAGAAAUGCAGGAUGUUCAGGGGGCCCUGCAGUGCUAUACACGUGCCAUACAGAUCAACCCAGCCUUUGCAGAUGCUCACAGCAACCUGGCAUCUAUACACAAGGACUCUGGGAAUAUUCCGGAAGCCAUUGCAUCUUAUCGUACUGCCCUAAAACUGAAACCCGACUUUCCUGAUGCUUAUUGCAAUCUGGCUCACUGCCUGCAGAUUGUGUGUGACUGGACAGACUAUGAUGAGCGCAUGAAGAAGCUUGUUAGCAUUGUGGCAGACCAACUGGAUAAGAACCGCCUGCCCUCGGUGCACCCCCAUCACAGCAUGCUUUAUCCUCUCUCCCAUGCCUUCCGCAAGGCCAUUGCAGAAAGACAUGGCAAUCUCUGCCUGGACAAGAUCAACGCGCUACACAAGCCAGGCUAUGAGCAUCCCAAGGACUUGAAGACCAGUGGGGGUCGCCUACGUGUGGGAUACGUCAGCUCCGACUUUGGAAACCACCCCACCUCCCACCUCAUGCAGUCCAUCCCAGGCAUGCACAACUCUGACAAGUUUGAGGUCUUUUGUUAUGCUCUGAGCCCAGAUGAUGGCACCAACUUCCGUGUGAAGGUGAUGGCAGAGGCCCACCACUUCACAGACCUGUCCCAGAUCCCCUGCAAUGGGAAGGCUGCAGACAGGAUCCACCAGGAUGGAGUGCACAUCCUGAUCAACAUGAAUGGCUACACCAAGGGAGCACGCAAUGAACUGUUUGCCCUUCGUCCGGCACCCAUCCAGGCUAUGUGGCUUGGUUACCCUGGGACUAGUGGUGCACCUUUUAUGGACUACAUAAUUACUGACAAAGAGACAUCUCCUGCUGAGCUGGCAGAGCAGUACUCUGAGAAGCUGACCUACAUGCCCAACACAUUCUUCAUUGGAGACCAUGCCAAUAUGUUCCCCCACCUGAAGAAAAAGGCUGUGAUUGACUUCAAGUCAAAUGGACACAUUUUUGAUAACCGCAUUGUGCUGAAUGGCAUUGAUUUAAAGGCCUUUUUAGACAGCCUGCCAGAUGUGAAAGUUGUUAAGAUGAAAUGCGAUGGCCAGGAGGUCACCGAUGGCAAUGGCGCUCUCUCCAUGCCUGUUAUCCCCAUGAACACAGCUGCUGAGGCCAUCAUUAACAUGAUCAACCAAGGCCAAAUCCAGGUGACCAUCAACAGUUUCACAGUUAGCAAUGGACUUGCCACCACCCAGAUCAACAACAAGGCUGCAACUGGAGAAGAGGUGCCACGCACUAUUGUUGUCACAACACGCUCCCAGUACGGGCUCCCGGAGGACUCCAUUGUGUACUGCAACUUCAACCAGCUCUACAAGAUUGACCCUCCCACUCUGCAGAUGUGGGCUAAUAUCUUGAAGCGUGUUCCCAACAGCGUGCUGUGGCUGCUGCGAUUCCCGGCUGUGGGCGAACCCAAUAUCCAGCAGUACGCCCAGAACAUGGGUCUGCCAGCCACUCGUAUAAUCUUCUCACCUGUGGCCCCCAAGGAGGAGCACGUGCGGCGGGGUCAGCUGGCUGAUGUGUGCUUGGAUACACCGCUUUGCAAUGGCCACACCACUGGCAUGGAUGUGCUGUGGGCUGGCACCCCCAUGGUUACCAUGCCAGUCCUGACUCCCCCCCCCCCUUUCCCAGGUGAGACUUUGGCCUCUCGAGUAGCUGCUUCCCAGUUGACUUGUCUUGGCUGCCCUGAGCUCAUUGCAAAGAAUCGCCAGGAGUAUGAGGAUGUGGCUGUCAAACUGGGCACUGACAUGGAGUACCUGAAGAUGAUGCGUGCUCGUGUGUGGAAGCAGCGCAUUUGCAGUGCACUCUUCAAUACCAAGCAGUACACGAUGGACCUGGAGAGGCUGUACCUGCAGAUGUGGGAGCAUCAUGCUGCAGGGGGCAAGCCAGACCACCUUAUUAAAGUGCAGUCCAUAGAGAGCAGUGAAAGUGCUUAAGCUGAGUGCCCCCCCCCCCCCCCCCCAAUCACAAACACUGAAAGGACAGGGAGUUUGAAAUCGGGGGCUGUUUUCUCACACGCGCACGAACAGCCAAAUACACUGUGCUGCAUGUGCUGAGGACUUUUCUUCCCUAAACUCUCAGUUGCUUUUGGAACAGUGUGACUGUUUUCACUUUGAAAAUGAAAAGCAUUCUGAAAAGAGAAAGCUUUGCUGAGAGAUAAAAUGUAAGAUGCUAAAGAAAAUUCAGCUUUUGAUUAAUAUGAAAAUGCUCCACUUUACCAUGUGAGCAGUGUGAUGUUUCUCUGAAAUUCUUUACACCUUUCACAUCUCUGUAAGUAACUGCAUCCGUUUCAUUUGGCAGUUUUCUUGACCAAAAGUCAUUCUAUAGUGGUUUUGGCAAAUGUCCGUAUCUUCCCUUUCCCAACCUACCAAAAUAAAUAGUUGAAGAUCUGUCGUUGGACAAAUGAACUGGAAAAUGGCCUUACAUAGCUUUAACAAAAAAUUAUUUGUGUAAGGAUGAACUUUAUUCUUACCAUUAGACUCCCAGGUAAGUAUUAGUCUUUUACUUUUUAAACUGUUUUUGUUCCUUAUUUAUGCUUGGAUGUUCUGUUCUUUUAUCUUCAAUCAGUGUAAGGCUGUAAAAGCUAAGAAUUACACAGGGCAUAACAGAACUUCUUUCUCUCACUGUUUUUGUCCUCAGCUGCAUUAAUGUAAUGGCGCUGAUGUUGAAAAGCAUUUGGUGUUGCUUUGCAAUAAAUACAGUAAUGUUUUGGA
Scleropages formosus (Asian bonytongue) is the source of this 4312-nucleotide messenger RNA. RefSeq names its product O-linked N-acetylglucosamine (GlcNAc) transferase, tandem duplicate 1 (gene ogt.1). Gene Ontology annotation, biological process: protein O-linked glycosylation. The record is from RefSeq and is a predicted model, not a curated record. Lineage: Eukaryota; Metazoa; Chordata; Actinopteri; Osteoglossiformes; Osteoglossidae. Gene Ontology annotation, molecular function: protein O-acetylglucosaminyltransferase activity; protein binding. The coding region runs from base 368 to 3535 and encodes 1055 amino acids. The transcript has 22 exons.